Molecule: messenger RNA, 811 nt
Organism: Centruroides sculpturatus (bark scorpion)
Lineage: Eukaryota; Metazoa; Arthropoda; Arachnida; Scorpiones; Buthidae
Product: disks large-associated protein 5-like
Exons: 6
Coding region: 31-744 (237 amino acids)
Biological process (GO): mitotic spindle organization; chromosome segregation; signaling
Cellular component (GO): nucleus; spindle pole centrosome; cytoplasm
Molecular function (GO): microtubule binding
Source: RefSeq, a predicted model, not a curated record
UGCUUUAUCUUUGCUAAGAGACAAAAAAACAUGGGUGAUGCUCUUUAUUUUCGUCAAUUGCUUCAGAAUAAAACUGAUGAAUUUCAAAAUCUUUGUGUAAAAUGGCAAGAUAUUUUACAAGGACAAGAAAAUGUUCCAGAAGAAGUACAGGGACAGAUAUAUCUUUCAAUUGGUCAAGCCCAGUUACUUAUCAAUGAGAGAUUUUCUCAGUUUUCUGGAUUAAUAGACAAGUGUGAAUUUAAUUUAGAUGAUAAACUAGUAACAUGUGAUGAUCUUCAAGGAUUUUGGGAUAUGAUAUACAUACAGAUUGCUGAUGUAGAGAAAAAGUUUGAAUUAUUAGAAAAAAUGAAAGAAAAUAAUUGGCAGUUGAAAACUGAUAAUGAAAGUUCAGUUAACAUUAAAAAUUCUAAAAAACAGAAAAAAUAUAUUCCCAAAGCUAGAAGUCGUAAUAAUUGCCUACAGGAACAUAUCUUAAAAGCUCGUAAAAAGUUAAUGGGAAUGGAAAAUUAUUCGGAAAAUAAAAGUGAUAUGAAAACAUUUGAAGUGCCUGGAUUUUUUGUUAUAAAUAGCCCAUUGAAGUCACCAGCUUCUUUUAAAUGUUAUGAGAAAGUGAAAACUCCAAUCUCUACUUCAGUACAAAAUCAAAACAAAACUCCAAAAAGUUCAUUUAUUCUUACAAGUGUGACUCAAUCUGCCAAAAAAUUAUCCAAAUCAAAACAAAAAAUUAAUUUUGAUAUACAAUGAUAUUCAGCAGCUACAGUAUUCAUCAUUUUUGUAUAAUAUAUUUGCCAUAUCAGUAUUUUAGAUUUGU